This is a messenger RNA of Ceraceosorus guamensis, 1315 nucleotides long. RefSeq lists its product as hypothetical. The record is from RefSeq and is a predicted model, not a curated record. The transcript has 4 exons. Lineage: Eukaryota; Fungi; Basidiomycota; Exobasidiomycetes; Ceraceosorales; Ceraceosoraceae. Bases 83 to 1183 code for a protein of 366 amino acids.
GCAUCUGGACUGCGUCCUUUUAACUCAAUCACCGAUUUCAAUUUGACUUCGAGCCGCGAAAGAUCCCGCGUGGCUGCUGGAGAUGCGGAGCACCGUGCAAGGACUAGCCAUGGCCAUGCUCGCCGUUGCCUUGCCCCUCCUCGCAAUCUGUCCCGCAAGGGCAACGUUGACCGCAGGCGUUCAGUAUCCGCUCACCUGCGAUCCCAUCAACACUCGACUAGCCCCGGACACGAAUCAAUUGGUCAGCGACUGCGGAUAUGUAGCGUGGUGCGACGCAUCCAGCUUGGUGGAAGGCAGAGGCACGUGCAGGCCUAACGGUUGUAGAAGAGACACUUUCCCCUUUGGCUAUGGCAAUGGCACUACAAGGGAUGAUUGGCCCAGAAUCUGUCCACGGGGUCAGUUCUGCCCAGACGAGAUGGCGAGAUGCUUGCCGCAGCAAGCAGCAGGCUCUGCCUGCCAGCUGAAUCGUGACGACGAGUGUGCGCCCCCGUCGGCGGUGUCGCAAGGGUCGAGCAGUGUGUGCUUGCGAUACACGUGUCAGCACAAGAACAUCACUUUGGGCAACGAGUGCAUACACGACAAUACUCUGUACACCGUCUACGUUUCUAGACGACAAGACUAUGGGCUCAUCAUAAGCAGGGACAAUUGCCAGAGCGGGCUUUUCUGUGAUGCUGGGUCUUCGCGAUGUCUAUCACAGCAACCACUGGGCGCCGCAUGCUCCUCCGAUAAAGAAUGUCUCUCACUGACUUGCAGAGACCAGUCCUUUACGCCAAACUCCUCUUCACUUGGGAACACCAUCAACCUAAAAACAGGACGAUGCGGAUUUGCAGAAGAGGAACGCAAGGUCAAGGUUGGAAUUUUGGUUGGCGCUUUCUUCGCUUUCAUAGCCGGCGGUGUACUCUUUUCCAUCGUUCUCUUUAGAGUGCACAAUGCUCAGCGCAGAGAACGACUGGCCAAAAGGAGAGCUGAAGAAGCUCAAGCUUUGGCGUUGAGGGAAGGUUCCCUGCCACUUUCAGCUUCACUCGCCAAUAUGACCGCCACUGCUUUCGGAUCGACCUCGGCUAUACAGACUAGGACCGGGGAAGUGCUGAAGCCCAGUGGAGUCGCGAGCGGUCUUACCGAGGGAGGCGCAUCAAGGACCACUUUCAUUCGAGAGCGAAGCGGCGAAUCGUUGGAGGUGUAGCGGUCCGUGAGGAGUCUCGGUGUCACGAGGCUUGUUGGAGCAGCAGAACGAAGAUGAAACGGUGGUUUGCGAAUCGCAACAAUUUGGGACUGAAUUGCCCUCCAAAUCGGGCAUAUCUCGUCCUGCACAGCU